This is a messenger RNA of Capsella rubella, 423 nucleotides long. RefSeq lists its product as uncharacterized. The transcript has 2 exons. The record is from RefSeq and is a predicted model, not a curated record. Bases 50 to 241 code for a protein of 63 amino acids. Lineage: Eukaryota; Viridiplantae; Streptophyta; Magnoliopsida; Brassicales; Brassicaceae.
CGCCGCGACGAGUCUCUCUCGAUUCGCCGGCGAAAAAACGAAGACAAGGAUGAAGAAGACUACAGAGACUCCGGCGAGAUUGAACGCAGCUGUUAAAUCUCAGAAACCUCCUUUCAGACCUGCCGUAGAUGACACCAAACCUGUUCUUCAGGACCCUAUUCUGAGAUCGGAUCCUAUGGAGACUGAAGAAGCUGUGCUGAGAUUACCUCCUUUCCCAGUGAUUACACCAUCUGGAUCGUAGCCGCCCGGAUUAACAAGAUUUUUUUAUCUGAUUUGUUUCACAUUUUGGGGGUGGUGGUUAGUGAUUGUGAAUGGAUGUUGUGUGUGCUUGAUAAGCUGUAACUUACUAUCCCAUAAUUGAUAAAUGGAGACAGCUUUAAGAUCAGAUCAGUGAUUCAGUAUUAGAGCAUACAUAUAUAUAUA